This is a messenger RNA of Neodiprion virginianus, 2364 nucleotides long. It is a transcript of the gene Gpdh1, whose product is annotated as glycerol-3-phosphate dehydrogenase [NAD(+)], cytoplasmic-like. NCBI's taxonomy places the organism in Eukaryota, Metazoa, Arthropoda, Insecta, Hymenoptera, Diprionidae. Gene Ontology annotation, biological process: glycerol-3-phosphate catabolic process; carbohydrate metabolic process. The record is from RefSeq and is a predicted model, not a curated record. Gene Ontology annotation, cellular component: cytosol; glycerol-3-phosphate dehydrogenase (FAD) complex. Gene Ontology annotation, molecular function: glycerol-3-phosphate dehydrogenase [NAD(P)+] activity; protein homodimerization activity; NAD binding. The transcript has 7 exons. Bases 267 to 1319 code for a protein of 350 amino acids.
GUCGAUCAGUGCUGCGUUCGGUAGGUAAAAUCCAGUUUCGACCUCCCCUGGAUCCACUGGCCAGUAAUCAUAGCAGUACUCGCAGUAGCUUCAGUCGUGUUCGAGCUUCAGGAUCAGUCGCGUGGGAAUCUGAGGCCGCGGGAAACGUGUGGACAGUGUUGAGUGCGCGUGCGUCCAUCUCUCUCUUUUCACUUUCGGCUUCCCUUCUCUUGUGGGCAUCCGAAACGCCGAUUUCGUCAGUAAAACAAAGCGUGAACACAUUAGCAAUGGCAGAAAAGAAACGCGUCUGCAUCAUCGGCUCUGGCAACUGGGGAUCUGCGAUUGCUAAAAUUGUCGGCAAAAAUGCCAGGGAACUUCCUCAGUUCGAAGAACGGGUCACGAUGUACGUUUACGAGGAGUUCCUAGACGGUAAAAAACUUACCGAAAUCAUCAACGAGACUCACGAGAACGUCAAGUAUCUACCGGGGCACAAGAUUCCCGAGAAUGUGAUCGCUGUACCGGAUGUCCUGGACGCUGCCCGUGACGCGGAUAUCCUGAUAUUCGUCGUGCCCCACCAGUUUAUCCACAGGAUAUGCAGCUCCCUUCUUGGAAAGAUAAAAUCCACCGCUGUUGGCCUGUCGUUGAUAAAGGGAUUUGACAAACGUGAAGGUGGCGGCAUCGAGCUUAUUUCCCACAUAAUAGCUAAGGAGCUGAAAAUACCGGUUUCCGUUUUGAUGGGAGCAAAUCUUGCCUCGGAAGUCGCCGAUGAGAAAUUUUGCGAAACCACAAUUGGUUGCAAGGAUAAACUUGUUGCGCCAUUCCUCAGGGACAUUAUCCAGACCAGCUACUUCAGGGUUGUGGUCGUUGACGAUGCAGAUGCUGUAGAAUGCUGCGGUGCGCUCAAGAACAUUGUUGCCUGUGGCGCUGGUUUCGUCGAUGGUUUGGGACUCGGGGAUAACACAAAGGCGGCGGUGAUCAGACUUGGACUGAUGGAAAUGAUCACGUUCGUGAACGUAUUCUUUCCCGGUGGACAGUUGUCAACUUUCUUUGAAAGUUGCGGAGUCGCCGAUCUGAUAACUACCUGCUACGGAGGUCGAAACAGGAAAGUUUCCGAAGCUUUUGUCAGGACUGGAAAGAGCAUCGCUGAACUCGAAACGGAGAUGCUAAACGGCCAGAAAUUGCAAGGACCUUUUACCGCUGAAGAAGUCAAUUAUAUGCUCAAGCUGAAGGACAUGGAGGGAAAGUUCCCACUCUUCACAGCCAUUCAUCGAAUCUGCGUGGGCGAGCUAAAGCCCAGCGAUCUCAUCGACUGCAUUCGCAGUCAUCCGGAGCACAUGUAAGCCGAACGAAAUAUUAGAGUCGACAGUAAUGUCAGCCACGCCACAAGUUGAACCAAAUUGUGUCCUGAUUCUUCUGCUUUUAUCCUUGCUUCCUUUCUGACCAUUUUUUUCCCACUCAAACAAACGAGACGUGGGGCUUUUAAUUAUUGUUGUUGCGUUGAAUUUCUCAACGAAAUUCUACGAUGACAAAAAGAGAAUAAAUAGGUAAUGCCAGAGUUCUUCUGGAUAUUUUUGGGUUUGUAGAAAAUAAUAUGCGUGCCCAUUUUAUUUCGUCUGCGUGGAAGAAACUGAGAGGUUGAAAAAUUUCUUCAUUCACGACUCUGACGUUUUGACAUAUUUUAACGUGAUGUAGUAAUAUUAUUAUAUACAUAUACCUAUAUGAAAGAAGUUUAGCGUGGAUAUAUCAUCGUAGAAUAGAUGAAAUUCUGACGAUAGAGACGAAUAGCUUUCCAUCAUUGUCGAUUCAAAAUUGUUAACCGCGUCGUCAGGCGUAAACGAACUCUUUUAAAAUUAUAAAAUCCCUCUUUCUUCUCUUUACACAAUUCAAUUCAAUUUAUUUUUCAAUCUUGACUGAUUUUCCCCUUUUUUAUUUCAAAUAUUCGUGGUAACAGAAUAAUUCUUCAAUUGAGUAACGCUCAAAUUUCCCUGUAGACACGAAACCUCAACCACUUGUUAAAUAUAGGCAACUGUGAUUUCCCUCGCACGUGUUUACUCCUUUGAUUAAUAUCGUGUUUUAUUGACGAGUAUAAUGCUAAUUCACCGCCUUAACACUCCAAAGCUCUACUAUGCUGUAGUAUGACAAUUACUUAUCGUUUUCUACCAGUUACAUGUAAAAUAUUUUAUAUAUAUUAAAUAUUAAUAACACGAUGUGUAAUUAGACACCAAAAAACAGCUGCGUUUCAGUUCCAACAUUACGUUUAUAAUGAAAACAAAAUUAUUGGGAUGAAUCGCGUAAAGUAAAGAGUCGAUAAAGUAAUGCUUGCAAUCAGCAAUGAUAUUUCGUUAACUAUAACAAUUUUUAACCCCCCCCCCCCCCCCCCCCGCC